GUGUCUGUGCAAGAUAGUAUGCUGCUACGCAGACAGCAGUUGUGCUAGCUCUUCUGCUUUCGAUGUCACCGAAAGUGAAUCUGAAUUUUGACCGACAUAUCUCCCAUUUCACGCAUGUAAAUACUUCUACAGAAUUAUUAACCUGUCGGUCGAAGCAAAAUGGUUGUGCUCCACCGUGUCCGUGUUUUUUUGUUGCUGUUUUUUGUGUGUGGAUCGCUACGGGACGCGUUGAGCUUUUAUCUUCCUGGUUUGGCCCCGGUCAGUUUCUGCGAGAAAGAUGCGAGCGGUAAAGACAGCGACGUUCCCGACUGCAAAUCAGUCAUUGAGCUGUUUGUGAACAGGCUGGAUUCUGUGGAGUCUGUUUUGCCCUAUGAAUAUACAGCGUUUGAUUUUUGCGCUGAUCAUGCUGAGAAACGUCCAUCUGAGAACUUGGGUCAGGUGCUGUUUGGAGAGAGAAUUGAGCCGUCCCCAUAUAAGUUUUACUUCAAGAUUAACGAGGAGUGCAAGAGUGUGUGCAUUAAACCUUACAACACAGAAAAAUCUGAAGAUAAAGCAAAACUGGACUUCUUUAAGAAGGGCAUGCUCCUUAAUUACCAACACCACUGGAUUAUUGAUAAUAUGCCAGUGACCUGGUGUUAUGAUGUAGAGGACAAUCAGAAGUUCUGUAAUCCCGGCUUCCCCGUUGGCUGCUACAUCACAGAGACAGGGCGGGCCAAAGAUGCCUGUGUGGUCAAUGCUGACUUCAAUGACAAAGACACCUUCUACAUCUUCAACCACAUGGACAUCACAAUCUUCUACCAUGUGGUGGAGAACGAGGCUGCUGGUGCCAGACUGGUCGCGGCUAAAUUAGAGCCUAAAAGUUUUAAGCAUAGUAAUGUGGAAAAGCCAGACUGCACAGGGCCUCCCAUGAGCCUGAGCAACAAGUUUACUGGAGAGAUCAAGAUUCCCUAUACAUACUCAGUAAAGUUUGUGGAGGAUAAAACCAUUCGCUGGGCUUCUCGAUGGGAUUAUAUUCUUGAGUCUAUGCCACACACCAACAUUCAGUGGUUCAGUAUCAUGAACUCUCUGGUGAUCGUGCUCUUCCUCUCGGGGAUGGUCGCCAUGAUCAUGCUCCGAACGCUUCAUAAAGACAUCGCCCGAUACAACCAGAUGGACUCUGUGGAGGAUGCUCAGGAGGAAUUCGGCUGGAAGCUUGUUCACGGAGAUGUCUUCAGGCCUCCCAGGAAAGGCAUGUUGCUGUCUGUCUUCCUGGGCUCUGGGACACAGAUCUCCAUAAUGACCUUUGUUACACUCUUUUUUGCAUGUUUGGGUUUCCUGUCUCCUGCUAAUCGCGGAGCUCUGAUGACAUGUGCGGUGGUGCUGUGGGUGCUGCUGGGUACUCCAGCUGGUUACGUGGCCGCUCGCUAUUACAAAUCUUUUGGUGGGGAGAAGUGGAAGACCAAUGUGCUGUUGACAGCAUUUCUGUGUCCAGGGGUGGUGUUUGCUGAUUUUUUUGUAAUGAAUCUGAUUUUGUGGGGUGAGGGGUCUUCAGCUGCCAUGCCCUUUGGUACUCUGGUGGCCAUCCUGGCUCUGUGGUUCUGUAUCUCUGUGCCCCUCACCUUUGUUGGAGCAUACUUCGGCUUCAAGAAGAGUGGGAUUGAACAUCCAGUGCGGACCAAUCAGAUCCCCAGACAGAUUCCAGAGCAGUCUUUCUACACUAAACCUCUUCCUGGCAUCAUCAUGGGUGGAAUCCUGCCAUUUGGCUGCAUCUUCAUCCAGCUUUUCUUCAUACUCAACAGUAUCUGGUCUCAUCAGAUGUACUACAUGUUUGGGUUUCUCUUCCUGGUCUUCAUCAUCCUGGUCAUCACCUGCUCUGAGGCCACUAUCCUCCUAUGCUAUUUCCACCUGUGCGCUGAGGAUUAUCACUGGCAAUGGCGUUCCUUCCUGACCAGUGGAUUCACAGCGGUCUAUUUCCUGGUCUAUGCUAUCCAUUACUUCUUCUCAAAGCUACAAAUCAGUGGACUGGCCAGCACUGUCCUUUACUUUGGCUACACCAUGAUCAUGGCCCUCAUCUUCUUCCUCUUCACAGGUACAAUUGGAUUCUUCGCCUGCUUUUGGUUUGUCACAAAGAUAUAUAGUGUAGUGAAAGUGGAUUAAAUUAAACCAAUCUAGGAUGAGACCAAACUCCUCUCCGACCAGUGUGUGAUCCAAGAGGGGAGGGACCAGAGCACUGUUUAACUUAAUUUGUUGCCACGGUGACCCUGCUUCACACCAACAACUCUAAAUGAACACUACAAAUUCCAUUUACUUUGCUGUGUACAUGUGCGGUAGAAAUGCAUAUUCAACCAUUUGAAGAAAUCAACACGUCAGCUUCUUUAUUUGGAACUCAAUACAGCAAGCACGUGCUUUGACAAUUGCGACUUAAACAAGUUAUUGUGAUUUGGAGUUGUCUUGUAAAUAUUACUUUUUUUUUCUUUUGUAACAUUCAAAUGAAAGAGUAAUGCAUAAAUCAUAGCUCAAGUUUGUCUCAAAAUCUCUGAGGUGUCACAAGAUUGAUUUUGUAAAUAGCAUUUUCUACAAGUGCAUCCAUCCAUCCAUCCAUCGUCAACCGCUUAUCCUGUGUACAGGGUCGCGGGGGGCUGGAGCCUAUUCCAGCUAACAUUGGGCGAAAGGCGGGGGACACCCUGGACAGGUCGCCAGUCCAUCACAGGGCUCUACAAGUGCAUAGAAAAAGAAAAUACAGUCAGGUCCAUAAAUAUUGGGACAUCGACACAAUUCUAAUCUUUUUGGCUCUAUACACCACCACAAUGGAUUUGAUGGGCACAUAUACAAACAGUUAUAAUUCCUACACCGUUCACCUGAUUUGGAUGUAUAUACCCUCAAAUUAAAGCUGAAAGUCUGCAGUUAAAGCACAUCUUGUUCGUUUCAUUUCAAAUCCAUUGUGGUGGUGUAUAGAGCCAAAAAGAUUAGAAUUGUGUCGAUGUCCCAAUAUUUAUGGACCUGACUGUAGGUUUUAAAAAUCAAGGAGCGAAUUAGAGUGAGAUAGUGUGAAUAAUUUUCUUUUCAUCAUGUUAAUACUGUACAGUUAUUGCUUGCAUAUACUUGUGUAUAACCAGUUGGGGGAGGGGGGUUGUCUGUUUAAUGUUUUUGGUUUGAUCAUAUUUUGCUUAGUUUCUUUUUUCUUUAGUUUAUGUCUCUCUCUCUCUCUCUCUCUCUCUCUCUCUCUCUCUCUCUCUCUCUCUCUCUCUCUCUC
This is a messenger RNA of Xyrauchen texanus (razorback sucker), 3232 nucleotides long. Its product is annotated as transmembrane 9 superfamily member 2-like. The coding region runs from base 160 to 2136 and encodes 658 amino acids. Gene Ontology annotation, cellular component: membrane. The transcript is spliced from 17 exons. NCBI's taxonomy places the organism in Eukaryota, Metazoa, Chordata, Actinopteri, Cypriniformes, Catostomidae. Gene Ontology annotation, biological process: protein localization to membrane. The record is from RefSeq and is a predicted model, not a curated record.